AUGUCUGAAAACAAAUAUCAAUUAUUUUGGAUUCCAUUCAAUGAACUUAGAAACACACAGCGCACAGAAAUUGGUCCAAUCAGUGUUCCAAGACCACUUGUAAAUUCUACCGAUUUAGAUGAUGAAGAACUAGUAAAUGAGCUUUUCGAAAAUGAAAUUAAAAAAAAAUCUAUAAAAUUAAUGCUAUGGAUUGAAUUAGGCAAUAUGUCAAGGCAUGAUGAAGGUCACUUUGGAACCAUAUUCAAAGCUUAUUGGACAAAGACGCAUAGUAAUGUCAUUUGUAAGGCAUUAACAAACCUGAAAGACAUAAAUGGCAAAUACUACGCUGCACUUAUUCAUGAGUUAACAAUGCAUACAAGAUCAGAUCUUUGUGAAAACAUUGUUCGAUUUUUGAGAGUCAGUAAAGAAGGAAUCGCCAAUGUCUUGCCAAAUAUUGGUACUAAAACUAUUAAUCCUGAGGAAAACAAUAAUUCGAAAACUUCAACUGAACAAAUACAAUCAACUGGAAUCUGUGGUUCAAGAAUUCAAAACUUCUCUAUCAAAGAUGAAAGUGAAACAAAUAAUGUCUUGAAUAAUUGA
Molecule: messenger RNA, 579 nt
Organism: Dentiscutata erythropus
Lineage: Eukaryota; Fungi; Glomeromycota; Glomeromycetes; Diversisporales; Gigasporaceae
Source: the annotation of a GenBank genome assembly